Molecule: messenger RNA, 3216 nt
Organism: Danio aesculapii
Lineage: Eukaryota; Metazoa; Chordata; Actinopteri; Cypriniformes; Danionidae
Gene: tmprss7
Product: transmembrane serine protease 7
Exons: 18
Coding region: 190-2727 (845 amino acids)
Biological process (GO): proteolysis
Molecular function (GO): serine-type endopeptidase activity; protein binding
Source: RefSeq, a predicted model, not a curated record
UCACUGUCUGCACUGCCCUGGAUACAGUUACACACUUGUCAGGUGGAAACGGAGAGCCUCGUGUCGUUUGCCUUCAUUUCGCUGCUCACCUUCAUGUCGGGCUCUCAGGCAGGUUUUUUUUUUGUGGAAACCGGUUGUAAUUAUGCCGGUUCGGUCGUGAUAAACGGUCCAAAUGAAUGACUGUAAGCCAUGGAAACAGUGCGAGAAGAAGGCGGACAGGGGGGCGAGGAUGAGGAGGCCAAAGAAGACGCCAGAAGUAUAACUGACGUGUCCGUGGAAGUGGCUACGGUGGACGCAACUCUUCAUAAACUAUGCAGAAGAUACAACAGACGCAGAAGGAGAGCAAAAAAAAAAAAGAAGAGGAACCCGCUGUUUGAGCUACAGAAUCUGGCCAUCCUCAUCACAGUGGUGGUGUUUGUCAUUGUGGUGAUAAUGUGGUCACUUCUGUGGGUGUUUAUAUUCCGCAGAGAGAGCAACAGUGGUGUGUAUUUUGCUGGUAUGUUUCGUGUUGCCAAUGUGGAGUUUAUACCAGAGUACCGGCAUGCAGACUCCAGUGAGUUUGUUUCCAUGGCAAACCGCAUACAGCAUGUGAUAACCAGCGUAUACCGAACCUCAUCAGUGGCCAGACUCUACAAGCAAACCGUCAUCUCUGAUCUGAGUAACAAUAAUCAAGGUGGUGUGCUGGUGCACUUCUGGAUGGUGUUUUUGGUUCCGCAAUUGAAGACUCCAGCGGUGUGUGAGGAGUGUGUCAGUGCCAUCCUGAGGGACUCUGUGCUCAUGAGUAUGAAGAACAGGUCUACAGUGGGCUUUCUGCAGGGUCUUCCUGUCGACAUCGACUCCAUUCUCGUCAAUGUUGCUUUACGGUCAGAUUAUACAUCAACAGCUGUGGGCUCUCAGUGUGUGGAUAAGCUGUACGCAGGUGUUCCUGGUGUGAAUGUUCCCCUCAAUGUGUUUUCCUCAUGGGGAGGCUUGAGCUGCUACAUCAAACUGACAAGCGUCCCAGGCUCCGUUAUCCAGCUCACUGUGAAGAGUUUGCGCCUUGAUCCGAGUGACUGCAUUUUUGAUGCCCUCAUUGUAUAUGAUGCUCUGCUUCCCAUGAGAGGCAUGAUUCUGUACAGGUUUUGUGAAUCAGUGUCAGCCCCGAUCUCAUUGGUCUCCACCUCCAAUGUCAUGCUACUCUCCUUCAGACUCACACAAGGCAGCAAGAUCUUCCGAGGAUUUUUCCAAGCGCUCAUGGAAGAGCAGUGUAUUAAUAUGGUAGCAUUGCCUGAUGGCCUAGGCGAUGCUGGAACAAUAACCAGUCCUUUUUACCCCAGUCUGUUGCCCCGUCUGUGCUCCUGCACCUGGAUGUUUCAGGUGGUCAGCGGUUCUCUGGGUGUGGCUCUCAGGUUCCAGAACUACAUGCUAAAGCUAAAAGACUCACAAAAUUGUGAACACGGCUGGUGGAAAGUCAAUGAGAUUAUAUACUGUGGAAAUUACAUUGACCACUCAACGGUCUUCCGUAUUCCUGCGCAAAACCCUGAAGUGGUUUUCCGCUGCAGCUCACGAAACGCUGACCAGCCCUUCAGUGCCACUUACAGCAGCUACAACACCAGCCAGCCAUGUCCAGACACCCACUUCCUGUGCUCCACGGGUCUGUGUGUGGAGAAGUUUAAGCGCUGUGAUGGACUGGAUGACUGUCAGGAUGAAAGCGAUGAGAUUUUUUGUUCCAAACCUCCUAAAAUCUGUGGUGGUUCAUCCCCUUUGCAUCCAUUAUACAUUUGUAAUGGAGAGAUGGACUGUUCCAGUGGUAAAGAUGAGACAAACUGUACUCAGGAGACUAGCUGUUCUGGAGUCAGUUAUCAGUGUGGCAAUGGAGCCUGCAUUCUUAAGAAAAAUGCUAAAUGUGACGGCUUUCCCGACUGCUUUGACCAGAGCGAUGAAAAGAACUGUGCCUGUGGCAAACCCUCUCAUGUAAAACGUGUAUUAGAUGCCACCAGCCCUCAGCAGCGUAUUGUGGGCGGAGUCAAUGCCGUGGAGGGGGAGUGGCCAUGGCAGGUCAGCAUGCAUUUUUCUGGUCAGCUGUAUUGCGGAGCUUCAGUCCUCUCUGAUGUGUGGCUUAUUUCUGCAGCACACUGUUACAGCAAAGAAAGGUUGGCAGAUCCACGUAUGUGGAUGGCACAUCUGGGCAUGCUGAACCAGGGCAGUGCCAAGCAUGUGGCCGAGAUCCGUCGAAUUGUGGUGCAUGAGUACUACAAUGCAAGAAAUUUUGACUAUGAUAUUGCCCUACUGCAGUUGAAGAAGGUCUGGCCCAGCGGCCUGGAACAAUAUAUCCAGCCUGUCUGCCUGCCGGCCCCUUCCCAAACCUUCACUGAGGGACACCGCUGCUGGGUGACUGGCUGGGGUUAUCGUUCUGAACAGGAUAAGGUACUACCCACAGUUUUGCAAAAGGCGGAGGUUAAUGUUUUAAGUCAGAGUGAAUGCAAGAGAAGUUACGGCCCCGUGUCGCCCCGUAUGCUGUGCGCUGGUGUGCCCUCAGGAGAACAGGAUGCCUGCCGGGGGGACUCGGGCGGUCCUCUGUCUUGUCAAGCACAGACGGGCAGCCGCUGGUUUCUGACUGGUAUUGUGAGUUGGGGUUCUGGCUGUGGCAGGCCAUACCUUCCCGGAGUUUACACCAGAGUAGCCAAGUUCAUAGACUGGAUACAAAGACAUAUUCAGGAUGAAAACUCAUUAAAAACAGCCAAGUAAAUCCACCUCAUAAUACAUUUUGCUAAUUAUUCUCUAAACCAGCCAUUUUCAUCUAAAAACUGUUCCAGAGCAAGUAAAUGCAUUACGGUAUGGACUGUCAAUGAUGUAAGACUGAAUAUAUAUUUGUCUUGAGGAAAAUUAAUGGUGUAUUUAAAAAAAGAAAAUAUACUUAAGUUCAAACACAAAAAAGUACUGUAUAAUAGUGAAUGACAACUUCAAGGAUGUUUUGUAAAAUGGCCGCUAAACUGGACAUCAAGACUUCAAUUCCAAAUCUUUGGGUUUCAUGCUGAAUGUUCAAUCCUUUUUGUAUCUCCUUGCUAGAGGCAGCUGCAUGAACUAAUGGUGAUAUCGACUUUUGAGGUUAUUGGCUGCCCUUGCCUUUGUAUUGUUGCCAUUUUAUUUCAUUUUUAACUGGUAGCGAGAAGAUACAUUUUAUGUCAGGCUGCAUAUAUGGACAUUGGUUGUGCUUGUGUAAACAGGUUUGAUAAA